UGAUUCUCCUUUGCCUGUUUCAUCGCGUGUCUGUUUUGUAAAGUUCCAUGAUCCUGACUCGGCAGUUGUGGCCCAGCAUCUGACAAACACUGUAUUCGUUGACAGAGCGUUGAUAGUCGUACCAUAUGCAGAAGGAGUUAUUCCUGAUGAGACUAAGGCUUUGUCUCUCUUGGCACCAGCUAAUGCUGUGGCAGGUCUGCUGCCCGGAGGUGGACUCCUGCCUACUCCCAACCCACUUUCUCAGAUUGGUGCUGUUCCUUUAGCUGCUUUAGGAGCUCCUGCUCUUGAUCCUGCCCUAGCUGCUCUUGGGCUUCCUGGAGCAAACUUAAACUCUCAGUCUCUUGCAGCAGAUCAGCUACUAAAACUUAUGAGCACAGUGGAUCCAAAGUUGAACCAUGUAGCUGCAGGUCUUGUUUCACCAAGUCUGAAAUCAGAUACCUCCAGUAAAGAAAUAGAAGAAGCUAUGAAGAGAGUACGAGAAGCACAGUCAUUAAUUUCUGCUGCUAUCGAGCCAGACAAAAAAGAUGAAAAACGAAGGCAUUCAAGGUCAAGGUCACGCUCAAGGAGGAGGAGGACACCUUCUUCAUCUAGACACAGACGGUCAAGAAGCAGAUCAAGGAGAAGGUCCCAUUCAAAAUCAAGAAGCAGGAGGCGAUCUAAAAGUCCAAGACGAAGAAGAUCUCAUUCCAGAGAGAGAAGCAGAAGGUCUAGGAGCACAUCCAAAACCAGGGAUAAAAAAAAGGAAGAGAAGGAAAAGAAACGUUCUAAAACUCCCCCCAAAAGCUACAGCACAACUAGACGAUCAAGAAGCACAAGCAG
Phaethon lepturus (White-tailed tropicbird) is the source of this 819-nucleotide messenger RNA. Its product is annotated as serine/arginine-rich splicing factor 11. NCBI's taxonomy places the organism in Eukaryota, Metazoa, Chordata, Aves, Phaethontiformes, Phaethontidae. Gene Ontology annotation, cellular component: nucleoplasm. The record is from RefSeq and is a predicted model, not a curated record. Gene Ontology annotation, molecular function: RNA binding. The annotation marks the transcript as partial. The transcript has 8 exons.